Brassica rapa (field mustard) is the source of this 8519-nucleotide messenger RNA. RefSeq names its product protein LONGIFOLIA 1. The record is from RefSeq and is a predicted model, not a curated record. Gene Ontology annotation, biological process: regulation of monopolar cell growth. NCBI's taxonomy places the organism in Eukaryota, Viridiplantae, Streptophyta, Magnoliopsida, Brassicales, Brassicaceae.
UUCAUGAAGUGGUGAAAAGGACAUCAUCAUCUUUAUUGAUGAUUACUCACAGUAUGUAUAUACUUAUCUACUGCAUGAAAGGUCUAAUUUUGUGGAUGUCCUAAAGGUGUUCACUGAUAAGAUGGAAAGGCGGCUAGAUAGAAAAGUAAAAGUAGUGAGAUCUGAUAGAGGAGGUGAGCUCUAUGGAAAGUUACUUCAAAGUAGAGGCAUUUGUGCACAAUACAGUAUGUCCAAUACUCUUUAGCAUAAUGGUGUAGUAGAGAGGCAUAAUCGUACUAUAAUAGAGAUGGUUAGAAGCAUGUUAAAUAAUUGCUCUUUACUUCUUUAGUUAUGGGUAUAUAUAUGCAUUAAGAACUGCAACAUAUGUGCUGAACCAGGUUCCUAGUUAGGAAGUUCCUAAGAUCCCUUACGAACUAUGAAUGGAAAGAAACCUAGUUUGAACCAUCUACGUGUAUGGGGUUGCUCAUCAGAAAUAAGGCUAUAUAAUCCACAUCAAAAGAAACUUGAUCCUAGGGCUGUCAAUGGAUUAUUUUUUAUUGGCUAUCCUAAAAGAAUCAAAGGGGUAUAAAUUUUUAUUGUUUUAACCAUAAUACGAGAAUAGUUAAAUCGGGUAAUCUUAGGUUCAUUGAGAAUGGUGAAACUAGUGGGAGUUGUGAACUGGGAAAGGGUGGACAUUAAUGAAAUUCGGGUGGAAAGUUCUUUCACCUGAAGUUGCACCUGAGGUAGUUGUUUCUUCACAAUCGAACAACAUGCAGAUGCACUGAUCUCACUAGCUAAAAUAUAUAAUCAAUGAACUUGUCACAAUUCAAUUAGAGGAUAGUGAACCACAAGUACCUUUAAAGCGAUCUGAAAGGGAAAGAAGAUCUGCCAUAUCAAAUGAUUAUGUGGUUGCUAUAGAAAGUGAAUGUGGCUUAAACAUUGAUGAAGACCCGAUCUCAUUCAAAAAGCCAUGGAAAGUGACAAUUCUGGAAAAGGUUGGUGCCGCAACGAGAUAAGAUCUAAGGGUGAUAGCAAAGUUUGGUACUUAGUAGAGUUUCCGAAUGGUUUCAAAACCGUUGAUUGUAAAUGGGUCUUUAAGACUAAACAUAACUCGAAAGGUAAUAUUGAAAGAUAUAAGGCUCGCCUUGUUACUAAAGGUUUCACCCAGAAAAGAUGGCAUUAACUAUAAAGAGACCUUCUCUACAGUUUAAAAGAAGGAUUCUCUUAGAAUUGUUUUGGCUUAAGUGGCUCAUUAUGAUCUUGAGUUUCACUAGAUAGAUGUUUGACCGCCUUUCUGAAUGUAGAGCUUGAGGAAGUAGUAUAUAUGACCAACAUAAAAUCUUCAUGGCCGCAUGAAAAUAAAAUAUGGUGUGUAAGCUGAGAAAGUCAAUAUAUGGACUAAAACAAGCUUCCGACAAUGGUAUUUGAAGUUUAAUGAUAUCAUCAUGUCGUAUGGUUUUGUAGAGCUUAUCAUAGAUCAAUGUAUCUACAUUAAGAUCAAUGGGAGCUUAUUAUUGAUUUUAGUCUUAUAUGUUGAUGUAAUUAUGCUUGCUGAAAAUAACAAAGGCAUGUUACAUGAUGUAAAGUAGUAUCUCUCUAAGAACUUUGAAAUGAAAGAUCACAAGGAUUGUUGAGUUUGUCUCAGAAAGAUCAUAUCAGUAAGAUCUUAGAGAUUUUUAUAAAAUAGAACAAUGUUGCGUAGGGAUAGCUCCAAUUCAGAAGGGAGAUAAGUUUUGUAAAAUGUAAUGUCUUAAAAAUGAAUUGGAGCGUAAAGAAAUAUAAAUAAUUCCUGAUACAUUAGUGGUUGGGAUUUUGAAUAUAUUGGAAACAUAGUCAACUUGAUAUCAAUUUUGAUAUUGGAAAGUUGGACCAAUAAAGUAAUCCCAGAAUGAACCACUGGAACGCUGCAAAGAAAGGUCCUCUGGUACUUGCAAGGCACCAACGAGAACAUGCUCACAUAAAAGAGAUCCAAUCAAUUAAAGGUCAUAGGAUUUUCAGAUUCAAAUAAAGCCGCAUGAGUUGAUGAAAUCAACGUUUAGGUAUAGUUUCUAUUAUUUGUGGGAACAAUUUAAAGGAAAGUGGAAAGUAGUCUGUCAUUGCUACUUUCACUAUUAAGGUUGAUUUGUGGUAUGUUUUGAAGCCACAAUUCAUGUAUGGAGCCUGCGGAAAUUUAUCUCAGGGCUUUGGAUUGUCGACACUAACGCCAAACCGCUGAGAGAUUAUGGUGAUAAAUUCGCAGCUGUCUUCUUUUGAAAGGAUGACAAGUAUUGGAAGGGUGCUAAGCACAUUAAGUUAGAGUACUUGUCUAUUAAAGAAGAAGUUUAGAAACAGAGAGUGUCAUUUGAGCACAUAAGAAAGGAUAUAAAGAUAGCGGAUCCGCAAACUAAAGCUUUACCACCCAAGGCGUUCAAUGGCCAUUUAGAGCGUAUGGGUAUCAUAGAUAAAGCCUUGCUAUUAUAUUUAUGGAAUGCUCAUUAAGUAUUUGACACCUAGGAAUUCAAUUAAAGUUAAGUUUCUAAUUUAUUAAAUAUGUUAUCAUUAAAGUACGUGUAUAUAUUUAAGGUUCAUAGAUAACAUAUAGAAAAGUUUUUUGAGAAUAAAGGUUCUUCUCAUGUAAGGAUUAUAUAAAAAUAGAAUUGGUUUGUGAUACAUGGAAGGGACUAUGCCGGUUAAAUGACAUACAACCGCCAUGAUUCAAUCAGUUCUAAUUUUAGUAAAGACCAGAUGAACUUGAUGUAAAAUUGCACAUUAAAGUUAUUGAACUCUUAAGGCAAGACAAAGGUCAAGUGGGAGAAUGUAAGAAUAUUUUAUAUUCUUAUAUGACCUAUGUGUAUAUUGGUUUAAUAUAAAGUUCAAGUUCGUAUUAAUGUUUUAUAUUCUAAUAUAAAAGACGAUACCAUGAUGGAUCGGUUUCGAUAAAAGUAUUAGAAUAUGGAUGUAUUGAUAACCCUCCUUCCUUGCCUUGUUAGUUAUAAAUGAUUCUUCUAUAAUGGUUAUAUACAAUCAUUUAUGUAUAUGUGUUAUAGUUGUGCUUGGAUGUAUAUUAAUCACAUAUAAAGUAUAGUUUGUACUUGAAAGAGUACAAAAUGAAAAGAUGUGAUAAUUAAAAGGCACAAUACACACACAUAUAUAUACUCGCUUGUGGUGGUUAUCAAAAUGUGACAAGUGACUUUUUCUUAUAUGAGAGAAGAGUUACGAUUGUGUCGCUAUAACAGUUACGUAAGAAACGUAUAAGCCACCGUAAGGGAACAAAACGUGAUAAGAAGAGGUUUUGGAUUCCUUUGUCCAUCAAAGGGAAUCAUAAAGGAUUAGAGGCCAAAGGGAGGAGAAAAUCAAUUGGUGCAUUGCUUUCAAUUUAUCUUCAUUAAGCAUGGAUUAAAGGUUAGUGUUUCUUUCUUCUUCUCUAAGAAGCAUACCAGGGUUGAAUUAAAACUAAAUCUAGAUUAUGGUCUCGGAAUAGAUUUCAUAAUUGAAAUCAUAAAAGUUAAUCUUACACGUUUUUGAUCUAAUCGCUUGGAGGAAAGCGAAUGUGACUGCUCGGUACCAUUGCAGGCAAGAGCAGAACAUAGAACGGACGCUUUGGAAACUAGGGACUCUCCCUCCGGGUCUAUUAGCUUUCUAUGGUCUCACUGAGCCGCUAGAUAGAAGAUGGCAUGUCUUAGGUUUAGGUUAUGAUGUGAACAUUGAUAACCGUUUGAUUGAAACCGCGGCUGUGAUUCACUAUAUGGGAACAUGAAGCCUUGGCUAAAGCUGGGUAUUGGUAGGUAUAAACCUUUCUGGUUAAGAUAUUUGAACUCGAGCCAUGCUUAUUUACAAGAUUGUGUCACAGCUUAGAGGCAAAAGAUUCUUGAUUUUCUUGUACACUUUGAAGAUUCUUUUUGUAGAUCUCAGAAAGCUUGUCAGAUUCAGAUAGUAUCUGAUGACUGUUUUCUUCUCUUACAAUCACACAUUAGAGGGUCCAUAAUGUACUUAUGUUUGAAUAGAUUAUACAUUGAUACAUUUUUGGCGAAAUUUCUUAUAUUUUUAUAUUUUCAAGCUUUAGACUUGCAGUGUUACAGCAUAUCUAUUUAUAAUGAAUAUUUUUGUUUUUCUAAAUAAUCAUUGUCACACAUUGUCAUGGGAAACCAUUUGAGAAAUCUACUGUUCUGUUUCGUAAGUGGUCUCUAUAACAUCUAUGAGGAGUCACACUUUGCUUGUUGACGAUUCACCCGACAAGGCCUUCUGUAAUCCUGUAAGUACUGAACACUUGCAAUCAAGCAUCUGUAUUUAACAUCUGAGAUCUGACAUUCUUUAAACAUCAACAUUGGGUGAUAUUGUUCUUACUCUCUAUUAGCCACUCUGGAAUCUUUUCUUUUUUAUACCAGUAUACAGACAGUGAAGAUUUUUCAUUGGGUGAGUCUUUUCUCUUCUUAUACACUUUGCACAUUUAAGUUUUUGCAACAUCAAGAAGAGAGAGUUAAUGGAGAAUCAUAAUGUUCCUUUUACAUUAUCUCUUUCAAUAUCUGAUGUGGAUUCUAAACAUUAAUUCACAGUGAUGUUUCAUAUCUUGAGAACAGGAACUGAUGGCGAGCUAAGGAAGUACAUGGAAAGGAUAGUGAAUGUGGAAAACGUUUAGAAAUUUGUAGAAGAAAAUCCAAUUGGUCAGUCUGCAAUAACCGAGACACGAACAUAAAUAAGUGUUCAGUGUUCAUGCACACAUAGGUUAAUUUAGUUCUGGAGAAAACUUUACUAGUCAAAUGUUAUCUUGAGAAAUGUACUUCACCUCACCAAAUUAACUAACUCUGAAUAUUCCUAUUGAUCUCUUUUGUUUGAACAAAGACCAGACUCUCUUAAAUUAAGUGUAGCUUUAUAUUGGUUUGUUAAGGCGCUAACUUGCAACCUUGGAAAUGAAGCAAUGGUACAAUGGUUAUGCGUUUUGGGAAGAUAACGUAGAAGAAAAGUCAAACUCUUCCUAGUUGAAGACCCUAACUAACUACUAAAGCAUGCUUUUCCGUUUACAACUAGUUUCAUUGUUUAUUAGCAUGUGAAUCUGUUAUAUAACUUUAAAUUUUAAAUUAAAUGUCUACCUAAACCGAUUUGGUUAUUAAAAUUUUUAACAAUUUUCUUCUAAUAAUCCACGGAGAGAAAAUAAAAUGGUGAGGAACAAAGAAGAUAAUAUUGUGGAUAUUUUUAAGUUGGUAACGAGAAGACAGGAGUCACAUGCAGAGGGAGACAUAUGAAAAACAGAGUUUUAACAAACCACAUCCACCUGCCACCACCCCCAUAUCCUCUCUCUAAUCUUCUCACGUCAUUUCUAUUUCUCUUACUCAUCAGAAAACACACAAGACAAUGUUUUUGUUUUGUACUCUGAGCAGAAACAGAGAGUAGAAAACAGAGGAACAUUUGGCAGAGUAUUUCUCUUGUUCCCUCUGCUUGGCUUUAUCUGUUUCUCAGUAUCUGAAAGUGUUUCUGUCUUUUUUUUCUUCUUGGGUUUGUGAGAUUUAUCAGUGACAUUUCCCUGAAUUAUUUUCUUCUGAAGGAUUCCUACACAAAGGACUCUCUUUUGUUCUGUAAUAAACAGAGCUUUUUUUUUGUUGGUGUCGUCGACGAGAUAACUCACGAAAAGGGGAGGGAAUAUAUAAGCAGCUGUAAUUAGCUGGAGGGCAAUGGUGUUCUCACAUUGAGCUUUGCCUAAGGCCAAUUUUAUUGGAAUCUAAAUUUGAUAAAAAGCUUAACUCUUUUGGAACUAUAUGAAAUUAUGUAAGGUGGGUCAUUCUCGUUAUGGUUCCAUGGUGGUUGCUUGUUGAUGGAGAUAUAACGAAACCUUGAAGUUAUUCCAAGACAAAGAAGUGUUAUACUGUAUAGUUCCAGAGCCAAGAAGAUAAAAAGAGUUGCUAUUCAUGGCUGCGAGGCUUUUGCAUACAUUGGCAGAUGAAAACUCUGAUCUACAGAAGAAAAUUGGAUGUAUGAAUGGGAUUUUUCAACUCUUUGAUCGUCACCAUGUUCUCACAAACCGGCGAAAAAGUCUUACUUUAGGUAAUGCACAUGUCAAUAAUAUCAACUUUGAGAGAGACUCUGCAUUACAGGUUCAAGACACCAACAUUAUCAACAGCGGAAAUGCUCAACUAACAAGGGUAUCAACAGAAUCUUCUAGAGUUUCCUUCUCAUCAUCAUGUUCAUCAUCUUCCCCAUUGUCUUCUGACCUCAACAAAGAAACUCAACCUGAGAUUUCACCGUACGACCGAGUCAUUUUCCAAGAAUCUCCAGCGAUGAGCCAAGGAAGCGGGUUGGGACUUGACCUUAGAGAUGUUGUUAGAGACUCCAUGUACAGAGAAGCAAGAGGAAUUUCUGAAGUAUCCAGACACAACAAGAGAAGAGAUGAUUCUCCAAGACCACCCUAUGGUCUGAAACAAUCCACUCCUGUUGAUUUCAAUGAAUCCUGCAAAGCUCUAGCCAAACUCAACACUUCUCAGUAUUAUUACAACGAGGUUGACUUGAAAGAUGCUUCUCGUUACUAUGUUGAUUCUCACAAGAAGAAGUCUAAAUCCAAGAAGAAGGUGAAAGAGUCUCCUAAGCUUUCUUUGGACAGUAGAGACCACCUUGAUCUCAAGUCAGGCAAUAACAAUAAGCUUGUGGAGAGUUUCAGUAGAAGCUCUAGCGUGAACAAACGGCCUCCUAGUGUUGUUGCAAAGCUAAUGGGGUUGGAGACAUUACCUGGUUCUCCACUGAGAAGAGACCAUAAGAGUGAUCCGUUCUCAAGGUCAUUGAGGGAGAAUAGCAUGAACCGGACUAUCCGGUUAUCUCCUAGCUCACCAAGGAAGGACCUGGCUUCUUCUUCUACUACUUCAUCACCAAGAUGGAGAAGCUCUGAGUUUGUAAUGAAACCUUUAUCAAGUUUGAGGUUUCCCAUUGAACCAGCUCCAUGGAAGAAGCAAGCCUGCAGGCCUGUGAAAGCUCUGUUGAAAGAUCUCGAGUUUAAGCAUUCGGUUAAGGAUCUCAGAGCUAUUAAUAAGAUAGUAGAGGCAAUGCAGACAAAAAGUGUCAAGCAGCAAGAAUGCUCAACAAACUCAAGAGGCUUGCAAAGCCAGGUGAUGCCAUCAUCCACUAUGAGAGGAGGACCAAUUGUGAUAAUGAAACCUGCUAGACUUGUUGAGAGAUCUUGUGUUCCUUCAUCAUCUCUGAUUCCCAUUCACAGUCUUAAUAGAGAAGAAGAGUCUGUGAAUGUUAAAAGAAACUCAACUAGUAAGAAGGCUGCAAAAGAUAACAGAAACGUCACUACAAGGAGUGCAGGAGCUGCUAGUCCAAGACUGAGUCAUAUGAAGAAGCAUGAGAAUGAGAAGCGUUCUCGCCCACCACCUAUACCAUCUGAUUCAAGCAAAUCAAGAAGACAAACAAACAAAGAACCUGCUACUUCUCCUGGUGGUAGGCGUAGUAGACAAGGUGGUAGAAAGAGUCAAACUGUAAUAGAGACAGCAAAAACAGUAGUCUCUAACUUAAUGAAGAACGCUAGUGGAGAUGGAUCAUCGGAGCAUCCAAGUCCAGUUUCUGUUCUCAACGCAUCAAUCUACAGAGACAUCAAACCAUCUCAAGCUAGUGAAGGCACCAAGAGUACUGAUCAUGUAACAGGUGGUGAAGAAGACGAGUGGAAUCCAGCUUACAGCUUCUCAAAGACAACAACCACCUUGUCCCCAGAGGUAAACCGGAAGAAGCUUCAGAACGUGGAGCAUUUGGUUCAGAAGCUGAAAAGAUUAAACUCUAGCCACGACGAAGCAAGCCAAGACUACAUUGCAUCGCUAUGCGAGAACAGUGGUGCUGACACUGAUCACAGAUACAUUUCAGAGAUUCUGUUAGCCUCUGGUCUUCUCCUGAGAGACUUAGCCUCAGAGUCAACCACGUUUCAACUCCACUCUUCAGGCCAUCCUAUUAACCCUGAGCUGUUUCUCGUUCUUGAGCAAACUAAAGGAAGCAGUGGUGGCAGCAAUGAGAAGAAGCUCAACCGCAAGCUUGUGUUCGACGCUGUUAAUGAGAUGCUUGUGAAGAAGUUAGCUAUUGUUGAUGCAGAGCCAUGGAUGAAGCGAGGUAAAGGGAUGAAGAGGAGGGUGUUGAGUGCGCAACAGCUCUUGAAAGAGCUGUGUUCAGAGAUAGAAACAGUGCAAAAGGAAGCCAAGAGGAGAUCAGAUAACUUGUUCUUGUUGGGGGAACAAGAAGAGGACUUCUUGAAAUGUAUGUUGGAUGAAGAUAUGGAGAUGCGGUCUGGGAAAUGGACGGAGUUUGAUGAUGUAGUCCCGGGUAUAGUGCUUCACUUGGAGAGGCUUCUCUUCAAGGACCUGGUGAGUGAGGUCGUGCAUGGUGAGAUUGAUCGGCUGCAACCUACUCCAAGCAGACGAGUAGUUAUUACUGAUUCAUAAGCUUGUCUUUUUUGUAUCCUCUGUACUUUAAAGCCAGUAAAUAAAUAAUAUAUAAGUCAAAAGUCAUGUAAACAUUCUACUUAUUUUUGUUCUAUGUUCUUUCUCUUCAAUGUUUGGUGAAAAAUAAAUAAAAGUGCUCGUAUAUCAGCUAGA